Messenger RNA from Tuber aestivum (summer truffle), 605 nucleotides. The record is from the annotation of a GenBank genome assembly. Lineage: Eukaryota; Fungi; Ascomycota; Pezizomycetes; Pezizales; Tuberaceae.
GCUGGCGAAAGAAAGCUGCCGGCUUUGUCUUGACGUACUGGGGUCGCAUAGUCCGAACAAUGGGGUUUAGACGCCUGAGCAGACGAAGCUUGAUGGAGCUCUGCGAGGAAGUCGAUGUGGAAGGGCGCAUCAUGGGUAGUGAGGAAUUGGGUGUUGUGGGAGCUGUCGAUGGCGGCAUUGUCGGGGUAUACCAAGGUGAUCUUGGGGGGUUUAUGACUGAAGAGGCGCGGAUGAGGGCGAAGAGGAGGCGGUACGUUGAUGAUGCAGAAGAGUUGGAGACUGGAGAGGCGGAGGAGGAUGAAGAGAUGAGUUGAUGGGAUAUGACUUGGAUUGGAUUGAAUUGAUAGAUGUAUUUUGGUGUUGGUUAGCUUUUAUUGUCACUUUUUUCAUUUUUUCUUUUCGGGGGACUGGAAUACAGAUUGUGUUUUGAGGCUCUAUUUUUUUUUAUUCUUUUGCUUGAUUGCUUGGAGCGGUGGGGUUUAAAUGUAUAUGGCGAUUCGGACGGGAUCUUUUCAUUUUUUACUUUUUUAUCUCAUUUUUGCCCUCUUUGUCGCUUCUUCCCUCUCCCUCUUAUUGCAUCUUAUUCUCAGUAUUAUUCCAUGCGG